GUGGAAAUAGAGGGCGCCGAUGCGUUGGAUUCAUCAGUUAUUCCAGUUGCUGCCACUUUACAGAAUCUAAUCCUAGAAGAAGGUGAAGAGAAACGUUUCCUAACGAAUGAAUCACGUGAUGAUCCGCGUGUUCAAGAGAUAAUCCACUUACUCAUUCAAUGGCUCAACGAUGAAUUGUCAGCUCAACGAAUUGUCAUUAAACACAUUCAAGAAGAUCUUUACGAUGGACAAAUCAUUCAGAAACUCAUCGAAAAAUUGGCAAAUAUCAAAAUCGAAGUACCGGAAGUGUCACAGAGUGAAGAAGGUCAACGGCAAAAAUUACAUAUCGUUAUUGAGACUGUGAAUCGUAUCAUUGCACAAGGACAAUAUGAACAAACCAGAUGGAAUGCCGAUAAUAUUCAU
Anisakis simplex (herring worm) is the source of this 402-nucleotide messenger RNA. The record is from the annotation of a GenBank genome assembly. Lineage: Eukaryota; Metazoa; Nematoda; Chromadorea; Rhabditida; Anisakidae.